CAUUCAACCUGCAGCACAGCCUGCCCAUCGCCAUGUAGACUAUUCUUGCUCUAGUGUGGUGUUUUAUUCCUUUAAAUCUAAUUGCUGUCUUGUGUAAACUUUUAAUGAAUGUGCGCUUUGUAAUUCUGAUGAAAUCAUGAAUGGGAAUUCUAAUCCGCUUUUGGACAAAGAAGAGCAUGUCUUAAAGCUUGGUGAAAGCUUUGAAAAACGCCCCAAGUCCUCAUUCCACACCAUUCGAUAUGAUUUCAAGCCAGCAUCCAUAGACACCACCUGUGAAGGGGAACUGCAAGUAGGGAAAGGAGAUGAAGUCACCAUCACAUUACCUCACAUUCCGGGUUCUACGCCCCCCAUGACGGUCUUCAAAGGCAACAAGAGGCCAUAUCAGAAGGACUGUGUCCUGAUCAUCAACCACGACACCGGGGAGUACGUCCUGGAGAAACUCAGCAGCAGCAUACAGGUCAAGAAGACCAGAGCGGAGGGCAGCAGUAAGAUUGCAGAGCGGGCUCGUCUGGAGCAGCAGUCGCUACGGGCCAAUCAGCAGCCUCCGUCAGGGUUCCGGGCCCCCACCAAGCCGGGGGCGGGGGCCAAAGCGUCCCCCUCGCCCUCCAAGGACAACCCUUCUCCUGAACCACAGCUGGACGACAUCAAAAGAGAGCUGCGUGCGGAGGUGGAGGUGAUCGAGCAGAUGAGCAGCAGUGGCAGCAGCAGUUCCUCCGACUCUGGCAGCGUGUCGGGCAGCGGAGACGACAGCUCCAGUAGCGAUGGGGAGGAGGACGAGGGCCCCCCACCCCCACCCCCUCCUCUACAGCAGCAGCAGCAGCAGCAGCACCUCCCCUCGCCCCCCCACCCCCACCCCCAUCCGCACCCUCCCCCGCCCCCACGCCUGCCCCUGGUCAACGGCACCGACAAGGCCCCCAGCAGCAACCAGCUCAUGAACACACUCAGGAAUGAUCUGCAGCUGAGUGAAUCUGGAAGUGACAGCGAUGACGAUUGAGCCGGUCUUGUGCAUCUGUGACGAUUGAGCCGGUCUUGUGCAUCUGUGACGAUUGAGCAGGUCUUGUGCAUCUUCGCUGCCACUCCAGAUAGCUAAAAAAAAUCCUAGUAUGGCGACGCCACAGAUGACCAAACUCGACUUCUGAUUGGUCGAGCUUCGAAAUAACCUGACAAUUUGAAUCACCUAUCGUGUGUGUGUGCGCACUCUAGUUUCUAGGUUUUAGGGAUGGUUUUGGUCUGGGCACAAUUUCGCAACAAAUUCGCCAUUUCCCUCACUUUUUUCGCUGUUCUUGGCAAAAGUAUAAAGCAGCAGAAGCAUUGUUGUAUACUGACAGGUUAGGGUUAGGGAUGGUUUUGAUUUUGGACAGGGCACAGCAGAGCAUUUCCGUGUUUGAAGCUCGACCAAUCAGAAGCCAUCUGUGGCGUCGCUCCUCUAGGAGACAAAAUAUGGCCUCCAGGUACCUGACCUCGUGUGCGUUCCAAUAUGCGACCUUGCCUCCUCCACUUGUGCUUGUGGCCUCGUCCCGCCUCCUGGCCCCUCCUCCGUGGAGAAAACAAUAAAGUUUCCCAGCUGCCAGCCUAGCCACAACAAUUUUUGGGGGACUGAUUUUCAUUCACCAUCCAGUUUGCAAAUGAGAAAAUGACUUUACAAUUGAGCUUUUGCGAGAUAUUGAAAUAUAAUGCUAUUGUCAGUGAUGUCAUCAUGACAUAUUACUUCCUGGUAUGAGGCCACAAGCACAAGUGGAGGAGGCAAGGUCGCAUAUUGGAACGCACCCCUUGCUGUAUCCCUCUGGCCACUCUCCUUCCACAAGUACCUCUCUCUUUAUCUCCGCUUCACUCAGUCUCCUCUCCCUUGUCUAUUGGAAAUGUGUGGCGACUCUACCGUAUAUUUUAAAAGAAUUCCUAUGAGUAGUUCUUGCGAAGUGUAUUUUUUAUGAUUAGAUGUAUAUUUUAUUUUGUUUUUCAGAAUUGAAAUGUUUUAACUUAUUGAGAUUGUUUAAGCCGGGGUGGAGUAGUUUGGUUUACAUAUUAAAAGACAACGGGCAUAUACGUAUUAGCAGAGUUGUGUAUCAUCAGCAUGCUAGCUCGUGGAGUGCGGUUUUAGAUGAAGCAUUUCCUUCUUUCACACUGCCAUGGAUCCUUGCCACAUAUUAACUCCUUUCUCACUGUAACCAUAGGUCAAAAACAGAGUUGUAUAAAGUAGCGGUAGAAGUACUCUUACAGAUGUAAUUACAACAUUAGUAGUUUGAUAUUACAAAGUUGAAAAAAAAACAUAAAAAAUAAAAAUAAAAAAUAAAUCUGUAAGAGUACUUCUACUUCUACUUCAUACAGCUCUGGUCAAAAGCGCUGUAAAAAGGCAGGAAGCUCUUUGAGUUGAGGCAUAUUGUCAGCUUGUUAUAUUUUGUAAGGUUUGGCUUGUGUGGGAACCGAAGGACACUUGUACAUCAGAAAAGGUUUAUCUUUCUCUAUCAGAAGAAUUAUAUAUUAUAUAUUUUAUUUUUUAGACAUAUUCCAAGGCUAAUGGAAAUGCUUAGAGGAGCUGGAUUUGGCCUGUCCAAUAGUGUUUCUCCAGCAAGAAGAGAUCCUGUAAUCUGACAAUUAGUGACAGGUCAACUGAUGUCAAGAACAUGUUACAUAUUAACGUAUUUAUUUUUUAUCUUAAGCAAAACAAAGGGAUACUUUGUGCAGCUUCUUGCAGGUUGAAUAAUGAAACAUAUUUUUAGUAGCAGACGUCAGGUUGUGCAACCACAGCUAAAGCCCAUAUACUAACUAGAAAUGCACUCAGAGAGUGCAGACCUCCGCCAAGAAAGCUGUUUGAUAGCACAUUUGACUAUGUUGCACCCUGUUUUUAUUUCAUUUUUUAUUUCUGCCUUCUCUUUGUGGAGUUAGAAACUGGAAUGUCAAAAUUCUAGGCUAGCAACGGGGAAGAAUCUUUUUUUUAAAUUCUGGUUCUGGUUCGUGAUCUGGAUCAUCUCCAAAGUGUACUCACUUGUUUCUUUGGUUAUUUCCAACAACUCCACAAAGUUUCAUCCAAAUCUGUUCUUGAGUUUUUAAGUUAUCCUGCUGACAAACAAACAGAGAGACAGAACAACAGACAGCCAAACAGACAAACCAACGCAACCGAAAACAUUACCUCCGUGGCGGAGGUGAUUAAUAAUUGCUGGCAAUUACGGUACAAGCGAGGAACAUGCUUCUUAGAUAAUCCAGUAAAAAAUAAGGGACACUGUGCAGGAAAUGGUCAAAAAAGGUACUGCAACUAUGCUGCUCAUUGAAAUUGGGCUGCCUAUUGCCAAAUUUGAUCUUUACAUGAAAGUUUACUGAGUAAUAAACAAAUAUUUUCUAGUAAGAUCCAAGUACAGUCAUUUUUGCAGCUAAAAAUGGCUAUUUUUGGAAAUUCAAAAUGGCGGACCAUGGAGAAGAUCCCCCUUUUCAUGUAUGAAAAGUGCAAUUUUUCCAAUCAUAAUGAAUACUUAGAAUUUGAUGGUGGUGGUCAGUAUUCAUGAAAAAGGUAACAUUAGUGAAUGGGCAGCAUGAAUUCUGGAAAUAAAUAACUAAAAAUCUCACACAGUGUCCCUUUAAUCCAUAAACUUGUUGAAUUAAAGGUGGGAUUGCAGGUAUGACAUCACGUUGGGGGAACUCCCCCAGGAUUCUAAGGUUCUACAUAGACUCCUAUGAGCCUGCGAAACCCCCAACGUGAUGUCAUAAUGGUACAUUUUCUUAAAAUGGUUAACCUGCAACCCCACCUUUAAGUGUGGUUGCUCAACCCUGACGUCUGCUACUACAAAAAUGUCUGUGGCCCAUGUAGUCUGAGCCUUAGGCCAGGCAUGAGCUGACAAACUGGUCACAUGGUGUCCAUGUAGAAGUCACUUACCAAAUAUUAUGGUGCCUUCCUGAUCCAAUCCAAAUUAGUAUAGGAGAUCGCACUUCCUCCUACCUGCAUAUUUCAGCCCCCGUUUCAGCCAGUUGAAGUGGGCGUUCUAAAACCAUAACAACCGUUGCGGUUUAACUGACUUUAGUGAGGUGUUUUGAUACAAGCCAAAAUAACCAUAAUAACUAUUAUUUAUGUGACAUUUAUGUUGACACUAUACUAUAACAUGAAGGUGUUGAGUUAAAAUGACUGUGUCUGGAUUGGAACAACCACACACACAAGAGAAAUUAAGAUUAAUUUAUUUAUUGACAUUUCAAAUAACGGCUCCAAGGGUGCCGCCAUUAUCCUCCAUCUUUAAUUUGUUGAGGUGGCAGUACAGCGAGGUCCCCCCACUUCGCUAGUAGGAGGUUCCACUUCGACUGGCGUUUCAGAUCCUUUUUUGUAGUAGGAGAUAGGUAGGAUGAGUGCGAUCUCCUACUUGUUUGGAUUGGGUCUGGAAUGCACCAUUAGAACAACCUGAAUGCAACAAUAAAUCUCCAUUCCAUUGGACCAGUAGAAGACCAGCUUGGUUGUUCUCCGCAUCACCUGUUGCUGGGGAGAAGCUGAUAUCACAGGUUACUGUCAUGAAUUGAAAAGCUGUGUAUUUUAUCGCAUCAUAUUUGGGUGGAUAUAGUAUACUAUAUACAUAUUGAUAAUGCAAAAGCCCACAGCUAAAUAUAUCACUUAAUAGAAUGCAUUUGUAAAGGUUUGUGAUGACUUGAACUGAAUCUAAGAGUCUAAAGUGCUCAUCCAUGCACUUCCAGAGUUGACCAUGUAGCGCACGUACGUAGUGGUGGCCAUUUUAUCAGGACUGAGACAUCCACAAUCUGCAUUGAUGUUGUGUGUUUUCUUUAAGCGUGGUUGUUUUUUAUUGUUACUUCAUGUAUGCUGUACUCUCUCUCUCCACUGUUGUGCAUAUCUUACCCUCUUGGUUUCUCCAAGCCUCUCUUUGCUUCCAAUUCCAUACUGGAGUUAUUUUAGCGCUUUUAUUUUAUUUGUUGAGGUAUGUAUAAUAUGUAUGUUUUUUGUGGAUUUUUCUUAAUGCAUUAAAAUGUUAUGUGUCUAGC
Messenger RNA from Engraulis encrasicolus (European anchovy), 4968 nucleotides. RefSeq names its product ELL associated factor 1 (gene eaf1). NCBI's taxonomy places the organism in Eukaryota, Metazoa, Chordata, Actinopteri, Clupeiformes, Engraulidae. Gene Ontology annotation, cellular component: super elongation complex. The transcript is spliced from 6 exons. Gene Ontology annotation, molecular function: transcription elongation factor activity. Bases 137 to 994 code for a protein of 285 amino acids. Gene Ontology annotation, biological process: regulation of DNA-templated transcription; transcription elongation by RNA polymerase II. The record is from RefSeq and is a predicted model, not a curated record.